Molecule: messenger RNA, 2315 nt
Organism: Lytechinus pictus (painted urchin)
Lineage: Eukaryota; Metazoa; Echinodermata; Echinoidea; Temnopleuroida; Toxopneustidae
Product: acid ceramidase-like
Exons: 12
Coding region: 355-1539 (394 amino acids)
Biological process (GO): fatty acid metabolic process
Cellular component (GO): lysosome
Molecular function (GO): fatty acid amide hydrolase activity; N-acylsphingosine amidohydrolase activity
Source: RefSeq, a predicted model, not a curated record
GGGGAGAAGAGAAAGAAAGGUAGCGUAAAAAUAAGUAUUGGCAGUGUAACUCUAUUAAAAAAUCCCCCCCAAAAGACUUUACGUUUUGAUCAUCUUGCCAAGCCCUGUCCCAUCCCGCCCCGCCCCCCUCGAUCAAAACAUCUUGGCAACGCACAUGCAGUUAGGGUUGAUCCGUCUACCAGCAGCGUUUGAUACAAAAAUAUACGCACUCGAUCUGACUGCACGGUCUCGUCUAAAUCUUUAUAAACCUUCACUGCCUACACAGCCUACAGACUACCAGUAUCUUGGGGGUAUUAUUUACCUCUGUAUUUGUGAGAAACUUCAUUUUGCUUCCUAUGAAAUGAUAUCUUAACAAUGGAGAGGUUGAUCUGUAUUCUCGGCCUUGUAGCGGCUUGUAUAUCGAGUCUUUUCGCUCAGGAUUUACCACCGUUUACGGACAAGAAUUGCCGAACCGAUGCUUAUCCACCAUCCCCCAGUGAUGCAGCUCCUAAAUAUGUCUUCAAUAUGGACUUGGACCCGGAAGAUAGAUGGACAGAGUUGGUCCAGCCUAAAUCAGCAAAUAUCAGUUUUCUAAUAGAAGACAUCAAAGGGCUUGUUGGGCUCCUACUGGGCAAGAAACUCACUUCUGAGGUCAUUGAUGAUUUAUUUGGUCCAGUUGUGUCUUCUCUACGUGAGCCGUAUGACCGUGAACUUCAAGGCAUUGCGGAGGCGACUGGGAUCCCCAUUGGUGAAAUAGUACUGAUGAAUAUCUUCUAUGAGAUAGAAUCCUUCUGCACUGCUGUAAUAGCACAGACUAAAAGUGGUGACAUCUAUCACGCACGGAAUAUGGACUUUGGAACCUUCCUAGGGUGGGAUGUAAAGACGAAUGAAUGGAUAAUCUCUGAGAGACUCAAACCUUUGGUUACCAAUGUGGAGUAUCAGCAAGGUGGGAAGGUGAUCGCUCGAGCUGUUCACUUCGCUGGUUAUGUUGGAAUUCUGACUGGAUUAAAACCGGGAGUGGUUAGUCUUAACAUCAACGCUCGUCAUAAGUUGAAGGAUAGCGGUAUACUUGGUUUUAUUGAGUGGAUCCUGGGCGAUCGCAAGCCAUACUGGACCGGAUUUGCACUAAGAGAUGCUAUCCUCAUGGCAAAAGAUUUCAACAGUACCGUAGAGUAUCUAUCUACUGUAGAUACCAUGGUGCCUUCCUAUCUUACUGUUGGUGGUAUGAACCCAGGAGAGGGCGUGGUCAUCACUAAAGCCCAAGGAAAUAAAUCGGAUGCCAUCAGGAGGAUAAACGUUGAUCAAGGAAACUGGUUUUUGGUUCAGACUAACUAUGACAGCUGGAAGAAUGCACCAUGGUAUGAUGACAGAAGAGAUCCAGCCAUCAAAUGCAUGAAUAACAUGACACAACCGAAUGUUAGUUCAAAGAGCUUCUUCAAUGUAUUGUCAACUAAGCCAGUCUUGAAUAUGCUUACCACCUUCACCGCUUUAAUGCAUGUAAGGGAAGGGACUCUGGAAGCCUAUAUUCGCCAUUGUCCACAACCUUGUUUCCCAUGGUAACCUUCAUGACCAUGAAAGCCGCGCCCACGACUGAGCCCAGGAAAAAAAAGUUUUACAUAUUAAUCCUCCAAUGUUUGUCAUGUCUCGUUCAGUAAAAGAAUCGUUGAUUCAUUUCAUAGUGAUAGAUAAUGGUGGUGGUUUUUGAAUGGUUGUAAGUUUUGUGAGACAUGGUCCUACAUAGUUUUGUUGAAAAGUAGAAUGACAAAUACAGAAAGUAGUCUUAAUUAAAACCGAAGUUGACCAUUAUACCAAUAUGACGUCACAACUCUUCAGAAUCUAUUUCGACUCCAUAUAGUGUAGUAAUCAAAAUGCGAUUUAGAACUUUGGAAAGCAGGCCCAGUCAUGAAUAAUUUGAAUUGUCAAAUCAGGUACUAUAAUUUGUUUUGUAAAAUGUUAUUCCAAACAAGUUUCUUAAUUCCUUCUGCAAAUCAAUAAUUGUAAUUUAAUAAGUCCAAUAGUUUUUCUGUCACAUUCGGAUUCUAAAUUAGAUGAUAAAUCUUUUCGUCACUGAUAGUCUGUUACGUAGGAGGGGAGGAGAAAGAGUGAGUGAAAAGUGGUAGCAAAGAGAGGGGGAAAGGAGAGAGAAAGGGUGAGAGGCAGAGAGAGAGAGAAUGAAUAAUAUAUUGAAUAACUACAUAGAGAUAGUGAAUUAUUGUGCAAUAAUGUGGAAAAAUGAGGAAGACCGUUCUUUUGAUAUUUUUAUAUGCGUGUGAAUUUUUAUAACUGGAAUCCUCUAUUGUCAGAGAACUGGAGAAUAAAAUCAUGUAUUUCAAAUA